AUGAAAAGACUCCCCAUAAGGAGCCUCCGGGCGAGGCUCGUUCAGUACGCUGCCAGCAGGGCCCAUUUGUCAAAGUGCAGUUUCUCCAGUAGCAAGAACUACGAGCCGUUCGUGAAGCGGAAAGAUGAAGGUAAUAUGUUUGGUGCUCAAGAAGCCAACGUCGCAGGUGACAACGCGGCAGGUGACAACACCGCGUUUGACAACAUCGCAGGUGAUAAUGCCGCAUUUGACAACAUCGCAGGUGAUAAUGCCGCAUUUGACAACGCCUCAGGUGACGUCUCAUUUGACAACGUCGACUUUGACGACAACGUCGCCACGAGCCUGACCUUCGACAUCAGCGUGGAGGAGGAGAAGUGGAGGGACCAGGAGGAAAUGGAGUACCAAAGGUUUAUGAGGAGCGUGGGGAGUAUGGGGAGCUUGGGGAGCGAAAGCGCCGAUGCGCACGCACACUCCAUUGAGAGUGCCGCAGGGGGGGAGACCGACCUGGAGCUCCUGAAAGGGCUGCUUCACAAGGGGGAAAAAAACGCCAAGUCCGUAGCGGACGCGGUGACCCUGGUGAACAAAAAAAAAAACAUCCUUCUCAACUUGGAAGAGAGACAUGCUAAUAGCUUCUUCAACCAAGUGGGUGAUCACGUCCAGCAGAUAGACAGACACAGUCUGAUCGAUCUGAUAAGGGGACUAAGCAAGCUAAAUAUGAAAAACAGGAUUCGUGAUUUGUGUUACGAGAUCGCUAAGAUGCUCAAAGAGGGGGAGGUGUCCAAGGAUCAACAGGAAAACCAACUCGAAACCAAACUCUGCCUGCACUGCGUAACUGUGUUGAAUAGGCACUCUCUUUAUUUCUCCGAGUUCUACGAUUAUAUGGCUUCCAAAGUGGGGCACCUCGACAUAGAUGCAUUGGUGUCAUUUGCAGAGGAGUGUUACAAGCACAGCUUGAGGACGAAACAUUAUUUGGACAAACUAGUUCCCGUGUGUGUGGCCAAGAUAGGAGAGUUCAACCUGGACCAGCUAAAGAGUCUGUUCCAUUCCUUCCAUCGGUUCUGCAAGGAAUACUCCAGCUUCUACGAUUGCGCUGUAGAUGCAGUGGUCAGCGAUGUCCCCAACUUCGACUUGCCCUUCUGCCAACUUGUGCUGAAGGUCUCCACGAAUUUUAAACACUCCGAGAGGUACCUCAGUUUGGUUAACUUAGAACGCACCGGUUUCUCCAACGUGGAUGCUGAUGUGGUGCCAACUUGGGAAGACAUAGAUCGAACUAACAGUUUGAAGAAGCGGGACAGACCAGAGACCCCACCUCACCACAUGUCCAAAAAAACCAAAGCGGUCACCCAAAUGGUAAAGUGCUUAAAAUAUAUGGAAUACAACAAAAAAAACGGAGGGCAGGUAAAAGAAGCAGUAAAUGAUAUCUGCGAGUUGCUACAGAGGAACGCUCAGCUGAUUGGCCUCUUAGACGUAGAAGACGUAGUGCAUGCAAUAAACUGCUUCUCCUCCUACAACAAACGAAUCGUAUUGUAUAAUAACUUCCUAGAUGUGCUAUGCGAAAGGUCCAAUGAUCUUCUUCAUGCGAAGAAUAUCUCCCUGUGGAUACACCCCAUCAUAAGUUUGGCCAAAAUUUCUUGGUUCCACAAAAACUACUUACGCAACGUCUUUGAUUAUGUAAAGGAUAACUACAUCCUCAGUCGACUUAGUGUGUUUCAAAUUUUGAAAGUCCUAUCUUCCAUCGUGAAAAUGAACGUCUAUGAUGAGCAGGUGUAUAAGGUACUAAUCGAGCAGGUAUACAAAGAGUGGGAUAUAAUAAAAGUAAAAAUGGUUGACGUUGCUACCUUCUUGUGGUCCUGUGCUUAUGUCAAUGUAAUUUUUAAGCCCCUGUUUGAUAGCUCAUAUAGCUUACUCAUAGACUCCUUAGAAAAAGAAUCCCUAACUGCAGAGAAUCAUGUGAUGAGUAGGAACUGCCUUGUUAACAUCACGUGGUCAUACAUUGUAGCGAACUAUCAUAAAUCUAAUGAAAAUUUUCAUCACAUUUUGAAUGCCACCUUUCUGGAUAGAGAUCCAAAUGACUCGCAAGCUUUCAAGAGACUCCAUCAAAUUGCAGAUGCUUGCUUUAGUGAGAUACCUCACUGUUUAGUUAAUGUAGAUGCAGUGGAUUGUAUGUACAAAUACUGCAUGCAUGAUAAGUGUAGAACUCUGAGGAACGAUUUUAGCGUUUACAAGAAGGAGAAGGAUGCCUUGAAAAUGAGGAACAGAAUACUAAGUGAAUUAACACACAUGUUAAAACGCUUUGAAGUCUCAUAUCAGCUCCACUUCGAACCUUAUCACAACUCCCCCUACAUGAUUGAUAUUUUGCUGAAUGAGGGGAUGAAGAUAGGCAUAUGUGUCUUUGGGAAGGAACACCUCAUGCGCACUCUAGAAACGGCUAGCUGGGAUCACAUGAACAGCGGCUUCGUCUCCCUACAGAUGCGCGUCCUACACGCACACGGCUGGCAGAUCAUCCCCAUCAACGGCGGACAGUGGCUUCAGAUGAACUCCGAGCAGAAGAAGGCCCUCCUGCGCGAAAACUUCCAGCGCUAUUCGGUGCUGAUAUGA
Plasmodium cynomolgi strain B is the source of this 2577-nucleotide messenger RNA. Its product is annotated as RAP protein. Lineage: Eukaryota; Apicomplexa; Aconoidasida; Haemosporida; Plasmodiidae. The transcript has 3 exons. Bases 1 to 2577 code for a protein of 858 amino acids. The record is from RefSeq and is a predicted model, not a curated record.